GUGGUUUUUCUGGUAUAGAAAUUCCAAGAUCCGAUCAUUUUCUGCUCAUAAUUCACGUAUAUACAAACUCCCAUACAAAUUAAUAGACACUUACUUGAGAGAUAUCAUUAUCACUUGGCCCAGGCUAUAUAAGGCACUCUAAUCUCGAGAGCUUCCAGUCUCUUAAAAAAUUUUCUCAGUUAAUCAUCUUCUAAGAGUGAAAAUGAUUGGCAUUAAAUUGGGACUUUUGCUAGUGUUUUGUGCCCUCGUGAUGAGCAGUGUUCAACCGAGGUAUCAGUUGUCCUCCAGGAUUGAUACUGGUGUGAGAUUCAUCCUGGAUACAGAUGGAAGCGAAGGAGCGGGAUAUCGGAUUGUUCGAAAUGAUCGGACUGUGUUCGAAUCAACUCUUGGCCAUUUGGCUCCUUUUACAUCAGCCAUCGAUCGUGGGGAUAAUAGGGCUGUUCUCAUGAGUGGCCUGGAGCAAAUUGUCUUUGAAAUUCUUGAAGAUUCACCAGAGAUUUUCCUGCUUCGUGUUUCUCGCAAAAGUAUAAGUUCGGAAAAUACGAUAACGGACUGUAUGUCUCUCGGAAGAAAUUCACUGAAUUGGUAUGGUGGUCCUGAGCAAUUUUACCAGUACUGGCCAGUACAGAGAUUGACCCUAUCUAACUAUUCCUACGUAACGAAAGAAGCGGACAGUACUGCAAUUGUGGAGAGAUAUUGGGUCAACAGUGAGGGAGCAUUCAUCUUCCUCUCGGACAAAACUCCUCUUUUCGUCGAUCAGAAUUCCAUGAAAGAUGACCAUUUAUGCUUCAUUGCUCAUCAAAGACUUCCUUACAAUCCCAGAGUCCCAACUUUUGACUUUGAGUACACGAUCGGAGUGGCAAGUGAUGCCAGAACUGCUCAUAUGGAGGCGAUCAAUAGAUUCCUAGGGAAGCCAUCUGGUAUUCCCGAUCCAUUGAUGGCUACCAGACCCAUCUGGUCAACUUGGGCUAGAUACAAGAAAGACAUCGACGAGACCGUUGUAAUGAGAUUUGCUAAUGAAAUUGUUGAUCGCGAAUUUCCAAAUAGUCAGUUCGAGAUUGACGAUGACUGGGAAAUUUGCUACGGUGCUCUCGAAUUCAGGACAAGUAAAUUCCCAAACAUUCGAAACACAGUUCAACAAUUGAAGAAUAUGGGAUUCAGGGUUACGCUCUGGAUUCAUCCGUUCAUCAACAAGGGCUGUGAACCUUACUACACUACCGCCAAGGAUAAUGGAUAUUUAGUGCAAGAUCACAGCGGAAAUACUGAUACAAAGUGGUGGAAUAGUGCAGAGGAUGAGGCGGCCUAUAUUGAUUUCACUAAUCCAGAAGCUGCAGCUUGGUACACAGGAAGAUUGAGGAAUCUACUGGAAGUCACAGGAAUUGAUAGCUUCAAGUUUGAUGCUGGAGAAACUAGUUGGCAUCCAGAAGAUCCGAUGUUUGAUAUCCCACUUGAAGACCAAUAUCCACAAAAGAUCACUCAAGACUUCGUAAGGACAGUGACUGAAUUUGGCCCAAUUGUGGAAGUUCGAACAGGAUUUAGGGAUCAAAAGUACAAUGUUUAUAUGCGAAUGCUCGAUUUAUAUUCCACAUGGAGUUGGUUUAACGGACUACCAACCCUCAUACCUACCCUCCUGCAAUUUAAUAUGAACGGAUAUCCAUUUGUUCUGCCCGAUAUGAUUGGUGGGAAUGGAUAUGGAAGCGAUGUACCUGAUCGAGAGCUUUUCGUCAGAUGGUUGCAAGCAACAGUUUUCAUGCCAACUCUUCAGUUCUCAUUUGUUCCUUGGGAUUUUGAGGAUGGGGAUGGAAUCAACGUGGUAGAAGUUUGUAGGAACUUUGUUAAACUUCACGAGGACUAUGCGGAUACCAUUAUCCAGAGAUUCGAGAGGGCUGUGUCUUAUGGAGAACCUGUAAAUCCUCCUGUUUGGUGGUUGGAUCCUAGAGACAAAACCGCUCAAACUGUGUCUGAUGCAUUCCUCCUAGGAGAGGACAUACUAGCAGCUCCUGUUGUUAAGCAAGGGCAGAGGUUUAGGAACAUCUACUUGCCAGUUGGACGAUGGCAAGAUGGUAAUAACGGUUCCAUCUACCAAGGUCCUCGAUGGUUGGAUAAUUACCCAGCUCCGCUUUCUAUUCUUCCUUAUUUUAUUCGUUUGCCUUAAAUAGAAGAUUAAAUUAAAUUAAAAUAUUCCACUGGGAUAAAAUAAACUAGAGUUUUAA
Molecule: messenger RNA, 2213 nt
Organism: Phlebotomus papatasi
Lineage: Eukaryota; Metazoa; Arthropoda; Insecta; Diptera; Psychodidae
Product: myogenesis-regulating glycosidase-like
Exons: 5
Coding region: 203-2155 (650 amino acids)
Biological process (GO): carbohydrate metabolic process
Molecular function (GO): hydrolase activity, hydrolyzing O-glycosyl compounds
Source: RefSeq, a predicted model, not a curated record